Molecule: messenger RNA, 1396 nt
Organism: Coffea arabica (coffee)
Lineage: Eukaryota; Viridiplantae; Streptophyta; Magnoliopsida; Gentianales; Rubiaceae
Source: RefSeq, a predicted model, not a curated record
GCUGCCAAGCGCGUCAUCCUCAAGCUGACCGCCAGGCUUUUCGGCUCUUCCACGGCUCUCCGCUGUCCUAAGCAGUUGUAGCAUAUAUAUAAGAAAUCAAAAAAUCUACUGGAAAAAGAAGAAGAAGAAGAAACUGAACAACACCAGACUCUUCUUCCACGACAUCAAUAAAUUUCUUAUUUCUCCUUCAAUCUUCGCGGCAAUUUAAAAAAAGAAAUGCCUGAAGAUAUAUCCGCUGAACGUCCAUUGUUCGGGGGCGCCAUUUCCAGUACUUUCCCUCUCCGCUUCCAGGAUGUGAGCAACAUUCGGCAAGUACCUGAUCAUCAGGAGGUAUUUGUGGACCCUGCACGAGAUGAGAGCUUGAUUUUUGAGCUUCUGGACUUUAAGGCUGACGUGGCCGACAAUGGAAGUGCCACGUGGUUCCUACAAGACCUUGCCGCUGAACAAAAUGCGGAGGGAGCUACGAUCAGCAUUUGACAUGAGCAUUGGCUGUCAGUUCAACAUUAUGUUGCGCAUUCUUGAAAAUGCCAUUUUAAGUUUCAUGAGUUGCAAUGACACCCCAUCACCUUGGAAGACAGAAGUAGAUGAUGGGAAAGUAACUAGACAAGAACCAAAUUCAUUUGCAGACCAAUUAAUUCGAGCUUCACCGUGCCAGGUGAUUGAGCAGUCGGGUGUUUUUCAAGCUGAUGGAUUGCAGUUUGGAGAUAUGCCCACUAUCAUUUCUACUGCUGUUGGCCAAAUGGCCAUUUCUAAGGGAAGGCAAGGCAGGGGAGCCCAAAACUUAGUAAAGGUGUAUUUGGCAAAUUUGCGCCUUAAGGGUGUUGCAACAGAUGUUCUAAUCACAGCCUAUGAGCCUAUAGUUAUAAAUCCCUUGAGUGAAAGUGCUAUAGCUGUUGGGGCCGGUGUUGCUGUUCCUGCUGCACAGUCUGGAUGCAUGCCAAUGAAUGAGGUUUUUCAACUUGCUGCCACAAGUUUUAAGGUGAAUGAUUGGAGCCUCUUUGGUGCUGCUUCUUGAGAAGUUCUUGGAGGGUCUGUGAUAGCUCGAAAGGAAUGUCAUGCAGAUCAGAUUUCCUAAAUUCUAGCCUUUACCGUGAAAUGGGUCAAUUUGCUUUUUUGGCAGUGCAGGAAAUUUGCUUGUGCUCAUCUUUUAUGUCUGGUCUGACCAUUCAAAUACGAGUUCUAGGUGGAUAUUAGUCUUAGUAGGCUUUGUUGUAGUCAGAAAUCAAUUUGGCAGCGAUUGACUAAUUGUUUUACCUUUUGGCAUUGCAGUUUUUAGUGCCCCAUUCAGAUCUUCGAAUUCGUGCAGGAUACACAUGCUAAUCAGUUCAUUGCACGCAUUCUAAGAUGAAAAAAGGGUAAUUAUAAGCAACAAACCCAGUUGCGCGUCUUCAUUGCU